AUGGGUGAGAGCGAAAGUUCCAAGAUUCAAGUCUCUCGCCUUUCAAUCAAAGCAAUCAUCUUGGAUAUGCUACUUGCUGGAGUAGACACAUCUCUUAUAACUAUAGAAUGGGCGAUGACUGAGCUGCUGAGAAACCCUAAAGUAAUGGCAAGGGCGCAACAAGAGAUUGAAUUGCAGGUUUGGAGAGAUCGCAUUGUAAGGGAGAGUGAUCUUGUAAACUUGGAUUACUUGCGGUGUGUGAUGAAGGAAACAUUUCGAUUACAUCCAGUAGGGGCCUUUAUGGUGCCACACCAAUCCACUGAGGGUUGCAAUGUGGGAGGAUAUUACAUUCCACCAAACAAGGGAGGAGGGGAUGCCCCCGGAAUGUCCAUGGGGAGUUCCGUUGUUCACUUGGCUGUGGCUCAGCUCAUACAUUGCUUUGAUUGGAGUGUGGAGGGUGAGGUGAAUAGGGAAGAAGAGUUUGGUUUGAGCUUACCUAAAAAGUUUCCUCUUUCUUCUCUUCCCUCCUGGAGGCUCACCACUGAAGGGCCACCAUAG
This is a messenger RNA of Cryptomeria japonica (Japanese cedar), 537 nucleotides long. RefSeq names its product cytochrome P450 71AU50-like. Gene Ontology annotation, molecular function: oxidoreductase activity, acting on paired donors, with incorporation or reduction of molecular oxygen; heme binding; iron ion binding. The transcript is spliced from 3 exons. The record is from RefSeq and is a predicted model, not a curated record. The coding region runs from base 1 to 537 and encodes 178 amino acids. NCBI's taxonomy places the organism in Eukaryota, Viridiplantae, Streptophyta, Pinopsida, Cupressales, Cupressaceae.